Molecule: messenger RNA, 4765 nt
Organism: Mytilus californianus (California mussel)
Lineage: Eukaryota; Metazoa; Mollusca; Bivalvia; Mytilida; Mytilidae
Product: serine hydroxymethyltransferase, mitochondrial-like
Exons: 12
Coding region: 20-1474 (484 amino acids)
Biological process (GO): tetrahydrofolate interconversion; L-serine catabolic process; protein homotetramerization
Cellular component (GO): cytoplasm; nucleus; cytosol
Molecular function (GO): cobalt ion binding; zinc ion binding; glycine hydroxymethyltransferase activity
Source: RefSeq, a predicted model, not a curated record
ACAGGUCAAAGGUUAAAAGAUGUUGUCGAGGAAAUUUUCUACAGUUUUUGGACGGUCUGUCCUGUCAAGGAACAGUCUUCGCCUGCUAUGGACAGGAAAUGAGCCUUUGGCAGAGGAUGAUCCAGAAAUAUUAGAAAUUAUCAAGAAUGAAAAGAAUAGACAAAUAAGAGGUCUUGAACUGAUAGCUUCUGAGAAUUUCACAAGUCGAGCUGUAACAGAAGUUUUAGGAUCAUGUCUGACAAAUAAAUAUUCUGAGGGUUACCCAGGUGCUAGAUAUUACGGAGGAAACAAGUUUAUUGAUGAUGUAGAGAGACUAUGCCAGAAGAGAGCUUUAGAAUGUUUCAAGUUAGAUCCAGAACAGUGGGGUGUAAAUGUACAACCAUACUCCGGAAGUCCUGCUAACUUUGAAGUUUUUACUGGACUGCUUCAGCCACAUGACAGAAUUAUGGGUCUUGAUUUGCCUGAUGGAGGACAUUUAACUCAUGGUUUUAUGACAGACACAAAAAGAAUAUCAGCUACAUCAAUAUACUUUGAAUCCAUGCCAUACAAAAUAAAUCCAGUCUCAGGACUUAUAGACUAUGAUGGUAUGAGAACUUCAGCCAGAUUAUUCCGUCCUAAGCUUAUUAUUGCAGGAACAACAGCUUACUCCAGACUUCUAGAUUAUAAAGUGUAUAGACAGAUCUGUGAUGAAGUAAAAGCAGUAAUGUUAGCAGACAUGUCACAUAUAUCUGGACUUGUAGCUGCUGGUAUUAUACCAAGUCCAUUUGAUUAUUCUGAUGUAGUAACCACAACUACACAUAAAACUCUUAGAGGACCACGGUCUGGCAUGAUUUUCUAUAGGAAAGGUCAGAAGGGUGUUGACAAGAAAGGCAACAAAAUCAUGUAUGAUUAUGAAAAACGUAUAAACAGUGGUGUAUUUCCUGCUUUACAGGGAGGACCACAUCAGCAUCAGAUAGGAGCAGUUGCUGUAGCACUCAAGCAGGCAAUGACUGGAGAGUUUGUAGAAUAUCAGAAACAGGUUGUGAAGAAUUCUAAGAUAAUGGCAGAGGAACUUCUGAAGAAAGGUUAUGAUGUUGUAUCAGGUGGAACAGAUAAUCAUCUAGUGUUAGUAGAUCUUAGACCUAAAGGAACAGAUGGAUCAAGAGUAGAUAGAGUUCUAGAAUUGGUAGAAAUAUCAGUAAAUAAGAACACAUGUGCUGGUGACAAGAGUGCUGUUACACCAGGUGGUCUACGUUUAGGAGCACCAUCUUUAACAUCUCGUGGAUUAAAAGAGGUUGAUUUUAAAAGAGUAAUGGAAUACCUAGAUCGUGGAGUCCAUAUAUGUUUGGAUGCACAAAAACAUACAAAAACAUUAAAGGAAUUCAAAGAAUUUGUUAUAAGUGAUGCAGGCAUCAUUAAACAGCUGGAUUCUCUAAGAUCUGAAGUUGAGGAAUUUGCUGAAGGUUUCCCAAUGCCAGGUUUAGAAGAUAGAUAAUCAUGAAACAUAGCAUAGAAAACCACUGGACUUUCUGAACUAAGAUUGAGUUGUUAAAAUAAGAGUGUUAACAUUUUUAAUCAGUUGCAUGGUAUAAGGUUUAAAAUAUUUCUUUUCUUUGGGGUUAUUUGUUAAUACAAUAAUCAUCACUAAAGCAUUCUUUUUUUUUUUCAGUUUAGGGAAAAAGUCAUUGAUUGGUGCUCUUUUAUUUGCAUGUACCGAUAAUAAUAUUUUUAAUAUUCAAGUGUACAUGGUACUUUCUGUAGGUGAUCAAAUGUAUUCUCUGUGUUAAAUGUUACUGCCAUGUUUAUGAUUACAAAAGCAGCUGUUUGUGUUUUACAUCAUAAGUUAUUUUAGUGUUACAUUUGUUUAUUAAUGAUUUAAGAUUUUGAGAGGAUACUGUCUUUAUUCAGAUAAUGGCAUAUUUUUAAUAUUUUAUUACGUGAAAUUGUAUUUUUAACUUUUUGUUCAAUUAUGUUUUAUUUGUGGAGAUUACACAUAUAUAGGAAUGUUAAAUAGUAGAAUCUCCCUGUAUAAAAAAUCAUGAGUAUUGUCCAAAAUGAAAUGUUAAAACUAAAGUUGGAUGGUUAGUGAUAAAUGGGACAAUUAUACUUGGUAUCUUCAGCAUAAAAAAUUGUGUCAUAACGAAAUGAUAAGAUACUGUAAAUACAAAAUUUAUUAUUUUAAUUUUUUAAGAAUGGACAAAAAUGCAAGAUUAAUUAUUGCGAUUUCAGGAAAAUCUGCAUACAGAAACGCGUAUCGGAUAUCAGAAUGUAAGUUCUUAUUAUUGCAGUAAUCACCAAGUCGCAUUAUUCACAUUAAUAAAAACCUCGCAAUAAUUUCUGAAUUUACAGUAAUUGUUUUUCAAUCUGAUUAAAAUAAUAGAUCCUAUGUCCACACUUAGACAAUGCUCUUUCCUCCACUCUCUGUUUGAAAGACCUUUUGGAUCAUCUGGUUUUGUCUUAAUGAUACACUACACAUCUUCUAAAAUUUGAAGAAUGAAUUUCAUUGGCUGAUGUAAUAAUUAUCAGAGCAGAAAGUGGAACAGAGUGUUGUCAGAUCCUUGUAAGUAAAGCAUAAACACAGGAUCUGUAUUUCUUAAUCAGCUUGAUUAUUUUUGGUAAGUUGGGGCUGGUCUAGAGAAAAGGGAAAAAUAAUAUAGUAUGGUGUUUCAGUAAAGAAAUUUGUCAAGAUUGAAAUAAGAAAUGACUUAUUGUAUUUGGAUGAUUAGUGUUUCAUUUACCAAUAUUAUCCUGUGUUUCAAAUUGAUACCACAGUGUUAUUUUUUAAGAUUGAUUGUACAUUGCUAGUCAAUGAUGAAGAUAUUAUGGUGCUUCAGAUUUAUCUUUGGAUCCCUCUUUUUUCAAUGCUAUGAUGUCAAUUAAAAUUUAUGGUAUUCAAAUAUAAAGUUUGGUAAACAUGUUAAACUUUAAUUCAACCAUGCAUUCAUGGAUUUCCCUUAAACUUUGAUAAUAAGGAAUUAUUGUUUAUGAUUUCAAGAGAAUCUACCACAACUAUUACAGUUUGCUUUGGAAGGAUGUAUUUUGCAAAGUUUUUAUAUGUACUAGUUGAGUAGUGUGCAAAUUUUCAAAUAGUUCAAUGCAUUCAUUCAUAAAUUUUAAAAAAAGAAAUAAGCCCAGUUAAAUCCCAGUUUCUGAAAGUUACUUACAGAUUUUGCUUAAGAUUGUCACAAACCCUUACUGUGGAUUCAUUAUUAUUCGUUGGAUACCAAUUUUCGUGGGUUUCGUGGGUACAUGUGAACCACGAAUUCAAUUUUCAACGAAUGACAAAUUUUCUAUAGGCUUUGUAUGCAGAGAUUGGAAAACCACGAAAUCAAAUACCCACGAAAAUGCAAGUUUGCCUCAAUCCACGGAAAUUGAUACCCACGAAAAUAAAUGAAUCCACAGUAUUAUGUACGCCAAAAUAUUUGACUACCUCAGGACACAGAGAUCAUUGUAUGCCCUUUUGUUGAGUUAGUUCCCUUUCAUGUUCACAGUAUAUUUUGUGAAAUAGAUUUGGUUGUAUAAGCAUGCUUACAUGGAAAAGUAAUUACAUUUGCAUUUACAUUAUUGGAAAGGGUAUUUUUCUCAUACAAAAUUGUCAUAGAAUCUCUAACAAUGAAAGCAUUUUAUUGUUACAUAUAUCUGUUGUUUUAUUUUUAUUUUUAAAGGGAUUUAACUUGUUGAGAGAUUAGAGUAUUAUAUAGAUAUCCUGCAGAUUUUUUAUGUUCUGAUUUAUAUAUGAAAUAAAGACGGUAAUUAUAGCAGGGAUUUCAUUUGGAAAACUUUAGUUUAUUCAAUUCAAAAGUUGGAUAUUUCAAAAUGAUGACCUUAAAUGGCAGAAAUACACUUUGAAAUUUGUUGAAUUGUUUCUUUGUGAUGGCCUUGUAAUCUUAUUAUUCAAGAUUAUUUUUCUAAAAAAAAAUAUAUAUUUGAAAUCAAAUAAAAAUCAGUAUUAUACUUAUAUCUGGUAUACAUUAUUUCUAUGAAAACAUUUAUCAAAGUUUUCGUCAUAAACAUUCAUUUAUCAUUAAAAUUGUAAAGAAUUUAUCCCUGAACAUUCCAAGGUUUUGAUACAGCAUUUACUAUCCUAUUUACUCCCACAAAAACAAUUAGCAGAUUAAUCAAUUUAAGCAAUUUCAAUUCAUGUAUUAGCUAAAAAUGUUCAAUUACAGUAAUUAAACUAAUAAUUCCUAGUUUUUCAUAAUUGAUUUCAAAAAGGUAAAUAUGAUAAAGAUGUGUCUGUUUAAAAUGCACAUUUUUGCAAUUUUAGUAUAAAGACAAGAUUACUAGUUAUUGAGAAAAAAAAAUGAGUCUUUCCUACCAAUGCCUGAUUUCACAGUAAUAAAUUUAACUCCAAACUCUGCUGUUCAAUCUCAACUGGUUUCUUAAUUUACUUAAAUGUAUCCAUGGUAAAAUCAACAUUUUAGUAGUUUUAGGCAAAAUAAUAGUAUGUAUAGACAGAUAAAUUUUAGUUAGAUACCAUUGAUAAUUUAUGUAGCAUUUGUUUUUAUGAGUGAUAUAUUACACAUAUUGUUUAUGAAAAAUUAAAAGCUGUUGUUUUACUUGGUAUACAUAUAAUGAGGUUGCCAGAUAUUUGAGAUAAAUGUUUUUGAGUAAGAUGUUUAGUCUGAUUUAUUACUUUUAAUGGUUUAUUGGUAAAAUGCUCAUGCCAGUUUGAAGAUAAAAUGAGAUUGCUGUGUUACAGAUGUUUUAUUUGCAGUUAUUUCAGUUUCAUACACAAUUGAAUAUGUUUUUAAGAUUAUGUAUUGCUUACAAACAUUUAAAUACG